AUGCUCACAUAUAAGCAACGCCAGUCAUUAAAUCAUGCUAUUUGCGAUUAUGUACGACAAAAUGAGGGCUCAGACGAGCUUCUCGUUCAGCUAGAAUCCGUACUUCUUCCCAAUGGUUCGGACGUUAUACCUCAGGAUCCCAAUCUUCUUGAAAGAAAAUGGAAUUCUAUCGUGAGGUUGCAAUCUAAAAUCAUGGAACUGGAGAAGAAUUGUGAGGAAUUACAAAAAUCUAUUGAUGAACAACAAUCGAGCACGAAUCAAAUAUCAAACGCAUCAAGCGAUUGGUGUCCCCGUGACACUCCUUCGUUUCAAAUCACGUUGGAUGCUUCCAUCACGGCAUUAUGCCUUCAUCCCAGUUUACCGAUCAUCUUCAUAGGACUAGACUCUGGUAAGUUGCUACGUUACGAUAUUUUAAACGUGGAACUUCCAUUGCAAUCUACCAUGGCUCAUAUGGACGGUAUAACAUCGAUCUCGAUCUCUUUACCCAAUGAGAAUGGAAGACCGGCAUAUUUGGCUACCACCUCGAAGGAUUUGAAUACCAAAAUAUGGGAACUAGAAUUGGAUUCAACGCUGUCUCACAUCAAAACGCUUGCCGGGCAUGAACACACGGUAUCAGACUGCCAAUUCUUUGAAAGAGGUGCGGAUCUUCUACUAGCUACUUGCUCCAGAGACCUUUACUUGAAAAUCUGGGAUAUAUCCAACGGUUGGUGUAUCAAAUCUUUCCAGCCUCAUACCCAAUGGAUCAGAUCUCUUCAUGUUCAUGGCGAAUUUGUCUUGACUGGGUCUAAUGAUUCUGCCAUCAGAUUGACACAUUGGCCAUCAGGCAACGGGCUUUCCAUGGGGAUAGGACAUGACUUCCCCGUAGAAAAAGUUCUUAUUCUUAUACCAGAUCCACAACAUCUGCAACCGCAAUAUCAGCCUUUGGGAUUUCAACAUGUCGCAUCCGCGUCCCGUGAUGGUACCAUUCGACUUUGGAAAGUGUCUUUGCCAAAGUUUAUCCCGCAUAGACCACCGCGACCAAACCCGUUGGAUACAACUUUUAAGGUAAUAGCUGUAUUGACAGAUCAUAACUCUUGGGUUAGAGAUUUGCGUCAGUUUAAUGAUAUGUUGUUUUCCUGUAGUGAUGAUGGAUCGGUCAAGUGUUGGUCAUUAGAUUGGACAAAUCUGUCGACGACAACAUGCAAAAAAUCAUGGGAUUUAUCGAAUAAAGGGUUCCAAAACUGUUUAACAUUAGAUAAUAUUGCAUUCACUGGACUACCGUCCAGAAAGCUUCUUUUCUCAGGUAGCAGUGAAGGAACUUUAACAAGCUUUAUGAGGUAA
Messenger RNA from Kluyveromyces lactis, 1320 nucleotides. RefSeq names its product Pac1p (gene PAC1). Bases 1 to 1320 code for a protein of 439 amino acids. Gene Ontology annotation, molecular function: protein binding. The record is from RefSeq and is a predicted model, not a curated record. The transcript has a single exon. NCBI's taxonomy places the organism in Eukaryota, Fungi, Ascomycota, Saccharomycetes, Saccharomycetales, Saccharomycetaceae.